AAAAAAGCCUUUUUUUUCCUCUCUUUGAUUUUUGGGUCAUCACCAUUUGAUAUUAUUGUAAUAGUUUUUUAAAUAGUUUUUAAUAGUAAUAAUUAUUUUAACAACAAUAUAGUAGUAAUAAUACGAGUAGUAGUAGUAUUUUGUCUAUAAAUUGUAAUUUUGUAAUUUUAGAAGUAGUAUAAAAACAUCAAUAGGCUAUUUGUUGAUCAACUACUACUCCAUAGCAGAACAUAUAAUAGUAGUAAUAAUAUAUAUAUUCAAUUUAUUAAAUUAUUAAAUAAUUAAAAUCAUCAUUCCGAAUGUCUAAUACACCUACCAAUCAACGAUUGCUCUAUUCAUCCCUCGAGGAUUUGAAUAAAGCAGCCAUUGAACAAAUGAUUGAAAUUGAUGAUGAUACUCCAUUGGAAAUUUACUUUGAAACGGCAAAGAAUUUACUAAAGGAAGCUAAACUAUUCAGAGAAUCACAAGAUUUAGAAGGAAUGUACAAGGCAUUGAUACAAUAUUUAAUUCUUGUUGUAAAGAAAAUACCAACCCAUGCUGAUUUUGAUGAAGAAGCUGAAGAUUUUGAAAAGACUAAAACAGAAUAUGAUUAUAAUUUUCAAAAGUGUGAUCUAGUUAAACAAGAAAUUGAAAAAUUGAGAGGUCAACUGUCUGAAUUAUAUGAAGUGUCAAGUCCUGUGAUUCCACAACCAACAAGUAAGCCAGUUAAACCUGUUACUUUUCAAAUUCCAACAUCCAACUCUGCUUCAUCUUCUCCAAAAAAUGAUUCUGAUAGAAGAAAAUCUGUCAUUCAACCAAUUAUGCCAGUUCAUGAAACAACAAGUACACUUGAAAAAUUACCUAGACCAGUUUCUGCAAAAGAUUUAAAUAAGAGAUUUUCAGUUGCAGUCAGAUGUAAAGAUCCAAAUACUCUUUACAAAACUCCAACCAUGAUUGCACAACGCUCAAAAAACAAUUCUAGAACAAUUCACUAUGUCAGAUUACUUCCUGGAAUAAUUGAACAUGAAUCUCCAAAUACUCCAAACAGUGUCUACCAUUUAAUUAGUCCAAAACAAGCUAGAAUGAUGAAACAACAAAUUAGUUCGAACUUUUCUCAACAACAAUAUCAACAACCAAUGUAUCAAGGAAAUUAUCCUUCCUAUCAACCACAAUCACAACCAAUAUAUCAACAACCACCAAAAAUUUCACAACAACCAUCUCAACCAAUUUAUCCACAACCUACCACUUAUCAAAAUUAUGAACCAAACUAUUCUGUACCACCACAAUAUCGAUCAUUCCAACAACAUUAUCAACAACAAUAUCAACAACAACAUCAACAACAGCAACAGCCACAAUAUCAAGUAUCAACUCAAUCAGGAAAUUAUGUUCAAAAUGCUUAUAAUAAUGGAUUGGAAAGAGUUGCCAAUAACGAUCAAGUUCAAGAAUAUGUUGGAAGACAAGUUGGAAAUUUGGCACAAAAUGAGCAAGUCCAAAGAAAAGUUGGUUCUGGAGUGUCAAAUGCUGCCAAAAAUGAAAAAGUUCAAUCCACAAUUGGAACAACAAUUGCAUCAAAUACUGAUAAUGUGUUGAUCCAAACUCUUGCUACCAACAAGACAGUUCAAAGUGGUAUCGGUAAUGCAAUUGCAAACACUGCAGGUAAUGAAAAAGUCCAAAAAGCUGUUGGUAACGCAAUUCAUAAAGCUGCCAAUGACAAGGACAUGCAAAAGAAGGUUGCUAAAGGAUUCUUAGCAAUUGGAAAAGGAGCAUUCAGUGCUGCUAAAACAGGAGCUUCUGCUGGCUAUCAAUUAUACAAGGACAGUGAGCAACAAAAGUAGAGAUAUUUCACAGUUUUGACAAUUAUAAACCUUUAAUUUAUUAU
This is a messenger RNA of Naegleria gruberi, 1858 nucleotides long. RefSeq lists its product as uncharacterized. Gene Ontology annotation, cellular component: membrane; endosome. Bases 300 to 1814 code for a protein of 504 amino acids. Gene Ontology annotation, biological process: protein K63-linked deubiquitination. The record is from RefSeq and is a predicted model, not a curated record. The transcript has a single exon. NCBI's taxonomy places the organism in Eukaryota, Heterolobosea, Eutetramitea, Acrasida, Naegleriidae.